Vigna umbellata (rice bean) is the source of this 599-nucleotide messenger RNA. Lineage: Eukaryota; Viridiplantae; Streptophyta; Magnoliopsida; Fabales; Fabaceae. The record is from RefSeq and is a predicted model, not a curated record.
CAGUCACACUGAGUUUUCAUCCUCACACGAUAACCUAGAAAACAAUUAAUUCACUGAAAAUCAGAACAAAGUUAAAUUUUGACAAUGUUUUCGCAUAGUAUUUUUCUUGUCUGAUAGAUGGGGGUUGGUGGUAAUUUCUGGGAGCUGCUAAAGCCCUAUGCGCGUCGCGAGGGUUUUGAUUUCUUGAGGAACAAGCGAGUUGCUGUGGACCUAUCAUUCUGGAUUGUUCAGCAUGAGAAUGCUAUGAAGGCCACUCAUGUCAGAAAACCUCACCUCAGAAUUACCUUCUUCCGCACCAUCAAUCUCUUUUCCAAGUUUGGGGUACUUCCUGUGUUCAUUGUUGAUGGGACUCCUUCGCCAUUGAAAGCACAGGCCAGGAUUGCAAGAUAUUUUGGGUCUUGUGGCAUUGAGCUGACUAGCUUGCCAGUCUCUGAAGGUGUUUCAGCAGAAAGGAGCAGCCUGUUUUCAAGUCGAGUUCAAGAAUGUGUGGUUUGUCAAUUUGUUUUCUGAUAGUUACCUGUUCUCCUGUUAUAGGAACUGGUCAAACUACUUGGAAUGCCUGUACUACAGGCUAAAGGAGAGGCCGAAGCACUCUGUGC